Poecilia reticulata (guppy) is the source of this 2672-nucleotide messenger RNA. RefSeq names its product Krueppel-like factor 15. Lineage: Eukaryota; Metazoa; Chordata; Actinopteri; Cyprinodontiformes; Poeciliidae. Gene Ontology annotation, biological process: regulation of transcription by RNA polymerase II. Gene Ontology annotation, molecular function: RNA polymerase II cis-regulatory region sequence-specific DNA binding; DNA-binding transcription factor activity, RNA polymerase II-specific. The record is from RefSeq and is a predicted model, not a curated record.
AAGAGAGAGAGGGAGGGAAAGAGAGAGAGAGGCAUAAGGAUAUGCAAAGAGCAAAGCUCGUGUGUUGGAGUUGCACUGCCAAUGCGUGCUGUUACGCACAGAAACCUUCGUCCAGGACUGGAGUGCACGGUGCGAAGGAGCUGGGUUUAGUUUCCUUGCAUUGAUAGAAAAAAGAAAAGAAUCUUCAUCAACAGUUUGAUCGUCAGAGCCCAGCAAAGUCAGCAGUCAUCAAUCCCCACAGGAAUGGUUGAUCACUUGCCACUUGGUGAGGAGACCUUCCUGUAUUAUUCCUGCUCUCCAGGGUCUGACUACGGGUGCGCGUCUCGCCACACCAAGGGUGGUGUUUCGCAGGGCAUCAUGGUGACUGAUGCGGGCACCUAUCAGCACCACCCUUACCAAGGGCUGACGCUCUCCUCCUCGCCUUGCCUCUCUGAAGAUGACCUCAGCGACUCCUCCAGCCCGCGCUCCUCCCUCUGCUCCAGCCCCGAGUCCACAUCUUCAGCAUCACGGAGCAUUUUUUGCUCUAGCUAUGAAAGCAGGAGCAACAGGAGCAGUGGGUGCUCCAACUCAUCAGGAGGAGAGAAUCAAGAGAGUCUUUUGGACCUCCUUCUCUCACAGGCCUCCCUAACAACCUCAUUCAGCUCCAGUAGCGGCAACAUUUCUGUUUCCUCCUCUCUUUCUUUGUCUUCCCCAACUUCCUCUACCUCCUCAUCUCCAUCAUCCCCUUUUUUGCCCAUGGGCCUAGCAUGGGAGCCCAAGAGGGAGCAGAGAAUUGGAGUUCAGCAGCACUUGACCAAAGAGGAGUGCUUUGAGUUCCCAGUUUUCCUUGAGGAGCUGCAGGAUCCUGAAGCACUCCUCUUUCAGCCAACUCUAGAGGAGAUUGAAGAGUUCCUUGAAGAGAACAUGAUGAUAGCAAUGGAGAAGGAAGAGAAUGGGAGUGAUGAGGAAAUGUCACCUCCCACGUCUAUGUCAGAUGAUACGGAGUCAGAGGGUUCAAUGACACUCACAGCAAAACCUGAAUCAUCAUCCCAGAACUCAGAUCAAACUGUCCCUGUGUCCUCCAAGUCAGAGGCUAAGUAUGCUGCAUGUGCAUCAGAUACAGACAGCUCACCAGUGACAGAGGGCGAUAGCUGUGUAACUACUUUCACUGACAGUUGUGUUGAUGGGAUCAAGCAGGAAGACUGUGGAUCACUAACACCUUUGACACCAGAAAGUGCUACGAUUGCCUCAAGUGUGCCUGUUAUCCUCCAAAUCCAACCCAUACAGGUCAAACAAGAACCAAAUUCCAGUGCUGCAUCAGACACCAUCCCGGAUCAGUCCCAGAAAACCCAUUCCCAACCAACUGAAUCCCCAUCGUCUAUCAAAAUUGCUCAGCUCCUGGUCAACAUCCAGGGGCAGACAUUUGCUUUAGUGCCUCAGUUGCUUUCUCCUGCAACAACUAACUCAGGCAAAACAGGGAGCACUGCUCCAUCCAAAUUCGUCCGAAUUGCACCAGUGCCCAUUGCAGCCAAACCCAAUGGGCUUGCGGAAGCGACAUUAGGCCUAGGAGGUUCGGCAGCGGGUGUCCUUACCGGAAGUCAGCGGUACCAGAAGAGCACAGUGGCAGACCUCAUCAAAAUGCACAAGUGCACAUUUCCUGGCUGUAAUAAGAUGUACACCAAGAGCAGUCACCUCAAAGCACAUCUGAGAAGACACACAGGGGAGAAACCCUUUGCAUGCACGUGGCCUGGCUGUGGAUGGAGGUUCUCCCGGUCCGAUGAGCUGUCAAGGCACCGCCGCUCCCACUCCGGUGUGAAGCCGUACCAAUGCAUCGUCUGCGAGAAGAAGUUUGCUCGCAGCGAUCACCUGUCAAAACACCUCAAAGUCCACCGCUUUCCCCGAAGCAACAGGACAGGACGCUCUGUAAAUGGACCCCUCUGACCCCUGACGUGACGGAGUGACGCUCAGCGGAGGAGACGGAGGGAGGGCUGGAUGUCUGUGACGAAAGACUGAGCAGGACAAUCCAAACACCCUUAAAAGGCCUCAGUAAAGGGCUGUAUGUGCGUGUGACACGCGUUCUUGGUACUGUGAUAAUUUAUUGGGUAACGAGGAGAAGACUGUAAAAAACUAAACAGGAAACUGUUACUUGACGCAGCAAUGUCACAGGUGGAAUAAGCUUUUCAUAAUAGAAAUUUCAUCCUCAAAUCUUUUAGCUUAUCUGUUUAGAAGACAAAUUUGCUAUUUUUACACUUUUAGGAGCAUCUUAUGAACAAAUCAUCCUUAUUAAUUUUUUUUCAGUCACUGAAGAAUCUACUACUUUUUAAAAUCCCUCUUUUUUUUACCUUUCUGGUAAUUGUUUUUUUGAAAAGGAUAUUGUCCACAAUGAACAUGAAAAUGGAGCCUAAAAAAAUAACAGGAUGUUACAGCAGGCUUGGUUGAAUUCUUUCUCAAGGAUUUCAAAGUAGCAGAUGCAUCAACAUUCCUGAAGCUUAAAAAGGUUUCUUUGACGCCCCAGAGUCUCAAAAUUGGGAAAAAUGUUAAAGAAGCUCCACAAAAUAACAAAGCUCAGUUUCAUGUUGAUUUACUGCUCUCCAUUGUAAAUCAUCACACUGUGUAAUUAGCACUGGCACAUAGGAAACUUGUCCUAUGUGCCAGUAGGAGAAUCUCUGAGUAAAUUGUGUUGUUUUACUGCA